Molecule: messenger RNA, 1527 nt
Organism: Cannabis sativa
Lineage: Eukaryota; Viridiplantae; Streptophyta; Magnoliopsida; Rosales; Cannabaceae
Exons: 5
Coding region: 1-1527 (508 amino acids)
Source: RefSeq, a predicted model, not a curated record
AUGGUGGAGGUGUGGCAGUCGGCCGUGGACGUCGUUGAGGGUGAAAAUGGUAGCAGUGAGCAGUCGGCGAUCGGGGUCGACAUUACAUCCUUGGUGAUUGAGUUCUUUGUGACAGGGACCCUUCCCCCUGAUUUAAAUCUCACCAACCUCGUAUUGAUACCCAAGAAGAAGAAUUUUAUGGUUAUGAGCGACCUCCAAUCCUUUGCUCUCUGCAACGUCAUUUACAAAGUGGUCUCAAAAGUCCUUACCAAUCGAAUGCGCAACAUUAUUGAUCAGAUAAUUUCCACUACUCGGAGUGCAUUCAUCCCUGGCAGACUUAUAUAUGACAAUGUAAUGGUGCCGUUUGAAGUCAUGCACUAUCUUAAGAGGAAAACAAAAGGAAGAAAAGGCUAUAUGGCCAUUAAACUCGAUACGAGCAAAGCCUAUGACCGCGUGGAAUGGGAUUAUCUUUGGGAAGUUAUGAUCCAUAUGGGCUUUCACACUCAUUGGAUUGAUUUGGUGAUGCACUGUGUGUCCACGGCUAGGUACAAUGUUAUUCAUGAUGGUCAUUCUAUUGGGCCUAUCAAUCCCACAAGAGGCAUUCGACAAGGAAACCCCCUUUCAACUUAUUUAUUUAUCAUAUGUGCGGAGGGGCUUUCAUCGCUUAUUCAACAAUAUGAAACAAAUUGGAUCAUCCAUGGCUGUCACAUUGCUCAUGGGGCUCCCCUAAUCACUCACAUGUUAUUCGCCAACGAUAGUUACCUCUUUUUCCAAGCUACUAAUGAAGCUGCUGAAGGUGUCAUCCCCAACAUUGAUAAUCAAAGUCAGCCUCUCAUUUGCUCAACUCUACAAAUGCCUGAAGCGGAUGAAGGUAGUCUUUACUUAGGAUUGCCUAAUAUCAUUGGAAGGAACAAAUCAGCUAUUUUUGGUUUCCUCAAGAACAAGUCGUUGCCUACAUAUACUAUGAGUGUCUUCCUCAUUUCUAUUGAUAUUUGCGAGGAUAUCGAGAAGCUAAUGGCUAGCUUUUGGUGGAAGACCUCUUCAAGUAAAGGAAAUAGCAUCAUUUGGAUGUCAUGGAAUCGUAUGGUGACUUCUAAAGAUGAUGGUGCGGAGCUUGGUAAUAAUCCAAGCUUUGUUUGGCGUAGCAUAUGGGGAGCUCAAAAUCUGGUGAAGAGGGGAGCCAUUCACACUAUUGGUAAUGGGGCAUCUACUAGUAUUCUUUCUCAUCCAUGGCUACCAAGUAGUGACAAUAGAUUUGUUUCCUCAACUCAUCCGUGCCUAAUCUCAAACAAUGUAAGCUCUCUAUUUUCUAUGGAUUCUCGUACUUGGGAUGUUGAUAUUGUACGUGAUUUAUUUCCCCCUCGGGAAGCUAACAUGAUAUUGGGACUGCCUUUGAGUCAUCAUGCCUCUGAUGAUUUUUGGUCAUGGUCGAAUGAUAGCAAAAGGUGUUUUUCAGUUAAAAGUGCCUACAACUUACUUCAAGAAGAUAAACACCCGCAUUCUAGUCCCAACAACUUCGGGUUUUGGCGUAAACUGUGGGGCAAUUAA